AAAUAAAUCACCAAAGGGUAAGAAAAAAAGGAAAUCGAGAAAAACAGAAACCCCUCUUUCUCUCUCUCUCUCGGAAGGAAGACAAAAGCUCGUAACAAUGGAAGCUAUGCUAGUGGACUGUGUACGCAACAGCCUCAGUCAUUUUGUGUACAAGAAUGCCAUUUUCAUGUGCGAGCGUCUCUGCGCUGAGUUUCCCUCUGAGGUUAAUCUGCAGUUAUUAGCCACCAGCUACCUUCAGAAUAAUCAAGCUUACAGUGCCUAUCAUCUGCUCAAGGGAACACAUAUGGCUCAGUCUCGGUACUUGUUCGCCUUAUCUUGCUACCAGAUGGACCUUCUCAAUGAAGCUGAAUCUGCACUCUCCCCUCUUAAUGAACCUGGUGCCGAGAUCCCAAAUGGUGCAGCGGGUCAUUACCUUCUUGGGCUUAUUUACAAGUAUACUGAUAGAAGGAAGAACGCCGCUCAACAAUUUAAGCAGUCUUUGACACUGGAUCCUCUACUUUGGGCUGCGUAUGAGGAAUUAUGCAUACUAGGUGCUGCUGAGGAACCAUCUGCGGUUUUUGGUGAAGCAGCUGCUCUCUCCAUCCAAAAGCAGUACAUGCAACAACUGCCAUCUUCGCUCGGCUUAAACACGUACAAUGAUGAACGUAAUACGACUUCGGCUAAAAACACGAGCUCUGAAGAUUACAGUCCAAGGCAGCCCAAGCACACGCAAGGCCAUGGCCUUAAAGAUAUCUCUGGAAAUUUCCAUUCUCAUGGUCUUAACGGAGGUGUUUCGAACAUGUCAUUCUAUAAUACCCCCUCGCCAGUGGCUGCACAGCUAUCCGGUAUGGCUCCACCACCACUUUUCCGGAAUUUUCAGCCGGCUGUCCCAAACCAAAACUCCCUUACUACUGACAAUUCCCCAAAGUCCACAGUCAACUCUACCAUUCAAGCACCUGCACCCAGAAGAAAAUUUGUAGAUGAAGGAAAGCUACGUAAGAUUUCUGGCAGGCUGUUUUCUGAUUCUGGUCCACGACGGAGUUCGAGACUAUCUGCUGAUUCAGGUGCAAACACUAAUGCAAGUGUUGCAACAGUAAGCGGAAAUGGGAACAACACUUCCAAGUAUUUGGGAGGUUCUAAAUUGGGUUCUUUGGGACUUCGUUCUGUAACACUUCGGAAGGGAAAUUCUUGGGCAAAUGAAAACAUGGAUGAAGGGGUUCGUGGGGAAUCUUUUGAUGAUUCGAGGCCUAAUACUGCCUCAACGACUGCUUCUAUGGCUUCCAGUGAUGCUAAAUCCUGUGAUCAAGAAGACGAAAUAAUGUCGCAGAGAAUCACAAUUGGUAUUUCAGAAAUAUUAAGCCUCCUAAGGACACUCGGGGAAGGGUGUAGACUUUCGUACAUGUACAAGUGUCAGGAGGCACUGGAUACGUAUAUGAAACUUCCACAUAAGCAUUAUAAUACAGGAUGGGUUCUUUCCCAGGUCGGGAAAGCACACUUUGAAUUAAUAGACUAUUUAGAAGCUGAAAAAGCAUUCCGUCUUGCCCGCCAGGCUUCUCCUUAUAGCUUAGAAGGAAUGGAUAUUUACUCCACGGUCCUCUACCAUUUAAAAGAAGAUAUGAAGCUGAGUUACUUGGCUCAGGAACUAAUAUCAACAGAUCGCUUAGCUCCUCAAUCUUGGUGUGCAAUGGGAAACUGUUAUAGCUUGCAAAAAGACCAUGAGACUGCACUGAAGAAUUUCCUACGAGCUGUUCAAUUAAAUCCAAGAUUUGCAUACGCACAUACUUUAUGUGGCCACGAAUACGCAACUCUGGAAGAUUUUGAGAACGGAAUGAAAAGUUACCAAAACGCACUUCGUGUAGACACAAGACACUAUAACGCAUGGUAUGGGCUUGGAAUGAUCUAUCUACGUCAAGAGAAGUUAGAGUUCUCAGAGCAUCACUUCAGAAUGGCGUUCCUAAUAAAUCCGAGUUCCUCUGUUAUAAUGUCUUAUUUGGGGACAGCUCUGCAUGCCUUAAAGAGAAGCGAGGAAGCGUUAGAGAUAAUGGAGCAAGCUAUAUUAGCAGACAGGAAGAAUCCUCUUCCAAUGUACCAGAAAGCUAACAUACUUGUCUGCUUAGAAAGAUUAGAUGAAGCUCUAGAAGUUCUGGAGGAGCUUAAAGAGUAUGCGCCUUCAGAGAGCAGCGUCUACGCUUUAAUGGGCAGGAUCUAUAAGCGGCGAAACAUGCACGAUAAAGCCAUGCUUCAUUUCGGUCUAGCUUUGGAUAUGAAACCGCCUGCAACUGACGUUGCUGCAAUAAAGGCUGCCAUGGAGAAACUGCAUGUUCCAGAUGAGAUCGACGAGAGCCCAUAGAGAAUCGUUGCUACUCUGAGAAACAUGGAGAAAGAAGCAAAGGUAUGGGUUUGUGCAAAAGCCUACCUCCUUUAUGGAACUAGUUGGGUUUUUAAUCUUCCAAAGAUUUUGAAGCUUUGGUAACCAAACAGUAACACAACCACAAAGAGCUUACCACAUGAGUAUGUAUCAGGAGUCGAUCUGUAUGUUGUUCAUACCUACUUCUCGCAAUAUAAAAUUUUAUAUUUGUUUAGAAACUCCAUGUUUGUCUAGAGCUAUUUUUUUUAUUCAAGUAAUUUUGUUUUAUCUAAAUAAUAUUUAGAAUAUAUUCUCGUCAACAA
Messenger RNA from Brassica rapa (field mustard), 2649 nucleotides. Its product is annotated as cell division cycle protein 27 homolog B. Gene Ontology annotation, cellular component: cytoplasm; anaphase-promoting complex. Gene Ontology annotation, molecular function: protein binding. Gene Ontology annotation, biological process: anaphase-promoting complex-dependent catabolic process; metaphase/anaphase transition of mitotic cell cycle; protein ubiquitination. Lineage: Eukaryota; Viridiplantae; Streptophyta; Magnoliopsida; Brassicales; Brassicaceae. The record is from RefSeq and is a predicted model, not a curated record.